Molecule: messenger RNA, 1169 nt
Organism: Arabidopsis thaliana (thale cress)
Lineage: Eukaryota; Viridiplantae; Streptophyta; Magnoliopsida; Brassicales; Brassicaceae
Gene: TIP2;3
Product: tonoplast intrinsic protein 2;3
Exons: 2
Coding region: 157-909 (250 amino acids)
Biological process (GO): transmembrane transport; methylammonium transmembrane transport
Cellular component (GO): vacuolar membrane; membrane
Molecular function (GO): channel activity
Source: RefSeq, marked reviewed
AAAUAAGAGGCGGUUUGGGCGGCAUCCAAUAAUGAUCUCCCACGUAAUAUCAACCCCACCUUUUGUCAAUUGCUCUCUUCACUAUAUAUAUACAAAGAGCCCAUACAAAGCCCAAAUAACAGAAAAUAGAAAGAAGUAACAAAACCAAAGCAAAAAAUGGUGAAGAUCGAAGUUGGAAGUGUGGGAGACUCAUUCAGUGUAUCAUCUCUUAAAGCUUACUUGUCUGAGUUCAUCGCAACUCUUCUCUUCGUAUUCGCAGGCGUUGGCUCUGCUGUUGCGUUUGCCAAACUAACCUCUGAUGGAGCCUUGGACCCAGCUGGUCUUGUAGCAAUUGCAAUUGCUCACGCGUUUGCUCUUUUCGUUGGAGUUUCCAUUGCGGCUAACAUUUCUGGUGGUCACCUUAACCCAGCCGUGACUCUUGGCCUUGCCAUCGGCGGAAACAUAACACUCAUCACAGGUUUCUUCUAUUGGAUUGCUCAGUGUCUUGGCUCCAUCGUCGCUUGUCUUCUCCUCGUCUUUGUUACUAAUGGCAAGAGCGUACCGACCCACGGGGUCUCAGCCGGUCUAGGAGCGGUCGAAGGUGUCGUCAUGGAGAUCGUUGUGACCUUUGCAUUGGUCUACACCGUUUACGCCACAGCAGCUGAUCCAAAGAAAGGAUCGCUAGGGACCAUCGCUCCAAUCGCCAUCGGCUUCAUAGUUGGUGCCAACAUCCUCGCUGCUGGUCCAUUCAGUGGUGGCUCCAUGAAUCCAGCAAGGUCGUUCGGACCAGCUGUUGUCAGUGGUGACUUGUCCCAAAUCUGGAUCUAUUGGGUGGGACCACUUGUGGGUGGUGCACUCGCGGGACUUAUCUACGGUGAUGUGUUCAUCGGUUCUUAUGAAGCGGUAGAAACCCGUGAGAUCCGAGUGUAAUUGACUGGGUUUUGUGAUUGCUUGAUGGUUGGUUGAUGUUUUGUUUGCGUGUGUAUGUUUGGUGUCCACUUUCUUGCAAGAUUGUAUGUAGAGAAAAGAAAAAAAGUUAUGUCCUGUUAAUAAGAAAAUGUAUAUACAUUUCACUUCAUCUCCUUUUUUUUAACGUAUAGCAUGUUUGGUUUCUUUCAUAUGUUUUUGUAUUCUAUGGCAUUUUACUUUCAUAAAGUUAUCGACAUAAUUAAAACGUACUUAACGAUCGG